CCCCUAAAAUAAAUAAUUGAAAAUAACUCAUCCACUUUGGAUCUUCCUGGACUGUAACCUGCAUGAAAUGGAUUCCUUUCAUUUGAUUUCACUCGGAAGGGCAGGAAAAUCCAGAUCGGAGUUUGGUAGGAGCUGAAGGAGUGGUGUCUGACCUGCCGGCAGGGAGCUGCAGCCUGUAUGUAUGCAUUGGGUGGUGCAUUCUUCUUUGUCAGGCUAGAAUCUGUUCUGUUUCAUUUAACUAGAAGAGGAAAGAAGGAACCAGCAAGGAAAUAAGAACAAGCUGUUAAUGCUUGAGAUGUCCUGAUGCAUGAAAGCCUGGAUUUUUUGGCUUCCUAGAGAAACAGUAGAAAAUGCAAAACCACGAAAUAAUAAAACCUGCUAAAUACUUCUCAGAAGUGGAAAAGAGUGUGCUGCUUGCAUUAGUUGAAAAAUACAAAUAUGUACUUGAGUGUAAAAAAAGCGAUGCAAGAACUAUUGCAUUGAAACAACGUACUUGGCAAGCGCUUGCCCAUGAAUAUAAUUCUCAACCUAGUGUAUCACUACGAGAUUUCAAGCAGUUAAAGAAAUGCUGGGAAAAUAUCAAGGCACGGACAAAAAAGAUAAUGGCACAUGAAAGACGGGAGAAAGUAAAAAGAAGUAUUAGUCCACUUAUAAAUACUCACAUCAUAGGGAAAGAGAAGAUUGCCAGCAUGAUGCCUGAGCAAAUGUACUUUUUACAGAGUCCACCGGAAGAAGAUUCUGAAUAUCAACCUGAUGCUUCUAACCAAGAAUCAUUUGCUGUCUCAAACAGAGAACUGUGUGAUGAAGAGAAAGAGAUAGUACAUUUCCCAAUAUGUGAAGGCACCUCCCAACCUGAGCCCUCAUGUUCAGCUGUCAGAAUAACAGCGAAUAAAAACUACCGAAGUAAAGCCACUCAGGAGGGUGCUUUGAAAAAGAUGCAUGAAGAAGAGCAUCACCAGCAAAUGUCAAUUUUACAACUGCAGCUGAUACAAAUGAAUGAAGUGCAUGUGGCAAAAAUACAACAGAUAGAAAGGGAGUGUGAGAUGGCUGAAGAAGAACACAGGAUAAAAAUGGAAGUGCUAAAUAAAAAGAAAAUGUAUUGGGAGAGAAAACUGCAAACCAUCACAAAAGAAUGGCCUGUAUCAUCCUUUAACAGACCCUUUCCUAAUUCGCCUUAGAAUUUAUGGUGGGCAGAGAAAAUCAGAUUGAGCACAUUGUUACUAAGGUGUAUUGGCAAGAGGGUCUAUUAAAAUUAAUGUAGUGUGACAGAAUGGAUGUUCAGUCAAUAGUGAACAUGUUUGGACUCCUUAAUACCAUCUAGGAAUACAGAUUGGAUGAGUCUAAUAAGGGAAAGUUCUAUAAUUCAUUUGUGGGUGAGCUCUGAAAGUAAAUUGUAUCUUUGAGUUUCAGAUAUGCACAGUAGUACUUGUGAAUUGUGAGCAUAACAUUUGUUCCUCCCUCAACUUCCAACCGCCCUCUUCAAAUAUAGGAAGUUCCCAUAGAGUAGACACACCUGAAAUUUGAGUAUGUUUUAAAAAUUCGGCUUUACAACUUUACACUUUAAAUUAUAUUGCUUCUUUUCUAGCCCUUUCCUCCGUUUCCUGGUUGAAGGCAGGGGUUGGAGUCAUUCUUUGUUCUCACACUGAACACAGCAGAUAUUUGACAGGCAGUAACCCAAUUGCUAUACAGGGACAUAGAGGAAAUCCCCUCCCCGUCUUUCUUUUUUUAUUAUUAUUUUAUUUAUUAUUCCUCUGCAGCAGGUAAGUGAAAAUGAAGGAGCCGGUGAGGAGACAAGAGGAGCAUUCUAGUAGGUAAUUUGCAGGGAAAGGAAAUCAAAACCUCCAACCAGCUGGCUGAUCGAAACGAUGGUUGGGCACUGGCUUGCUAGCUACUAGGGCCAUAACUGUUGGAAAGAGGGAAAGAAGAGGAUAUUUUCCCAGAAGCAGCUACUUUUGGCUGCCCUCUCUCAGUCCUAUCCUGUCACCCAGAUAUAUAUUCAGGAACUAGAAGUAUGUGAGGGAAGCAUGCUACUGCAGCUGCUAGAAAAAGAAGCCAGCGUCUUAACUGCACUGUACACCUGACAUCAUUCUAUGGAUAAGUUUUUCCACUGCUUCGUGUAACUCUUAAGAAGCAGCGGGCUGGCUAUCUCGCCAACAAGUAAUUCCUGCCAGCAGCCAGCUAAUGGAUUUGGAUCUUGCUCCUAAUUAGAAGUAACGUCUGUUGUGGAUCCUGCUCUUUUCUCAUCAACCCAACAUACUUAUAGAGGUAAAGGCAGAUUUUCACUUAGUGCAGUGCCCUAUACCUGUGAAUUCUGUCUGCUUGGCUGUGUCCCAUACAUCAGCCCAGAGCCACCCCUGCCUCUGCUAUCAACCAGGGAUUCCUGUUGUCUUUAUUUACUUAUAUGUAUCAGAAUAGCACCUAGAGGCCUGAACAGAAAUUGGUGCCCUCUUGUGCUAGGUGCUACACAUACACAUAACAAAAGAUUGCCCCCGCCCUGAAGAUCUUAGUCUAAAGAAGACAAGGGCUGGGAAAUGAGCAAUACGAAACCAAGGGUAAAGUAUUAAAGUGCACACUUUAGCACAGAUUUAGAGGUUUAUUCUAAAGGAUCUUCCUCUAUCUGAAAAGGUGUUUGGGGGGGAGGGAGGAGAGGCAUUUUAAAUAAGUGACAAAGAAUGAGCAGAAAACCCUUUAUUUUUUAUUCAGUUAUAAAAUUGAGAGUUCCAUUAUUUUAAAUGUAUUUUCCCCACAGAUAAUUGGAAAGGAAAACCAUACAUUAGCAAUAUUUUUCAAAUGAAAACAAAUUUUAAAAGGUGCCAUCCUCCCUCUUCUCUGGAUUGCCUUCCUGCUGCAAGCUUUCGUACUUAUUUUUCUCUUGGUCACUUUUCCCUGCUGCUGAUGCAUACUUGUAGGCUGUGCUCCUGUCAGUCAUAAUAUGCUGUCUGCACCUUAGUGGUGAAAGUGAAGAGAGUGGUGCUGUUUCAGUGCUGCUCCUCCUGAAUGAUUGACAAAAUCAGUUCUGGCAGACAUGCAGGAGGUACAAACAUAAGUCUGGUGUGAAAUCUAAAGGGGGCAAUUCUAUUGGGGAGCAAAAUCCCAUUCUUAGUGUGGAUAGACUCCCUCUUCUGGCAAAUUGGUUGUAGGAAGGAGAAGACAGUGGGGCCAGAGGGUACUAAUUCUGUUGGCCUAAAAGGAACAAAAUGUUGGAGUGUGGGGCAAUAAUCUAUGACUCAGGGUAGGGGGAAUUAAAGAGGAGAAUUGGGAUUGCAGAGGGCAAUGAUCUGUGGUUUAGGGGGUGAGAAUGCUUUGAGUGGAGAUGGUGAUGGCCCAUUCACCCAUGAUAAAAGGUGGGAUGGAGGAGAAUAUAUAUUAGUGUCACACUGACAAGGCCCUUCCCAUACUGCUACUGGCUGAAAACCACUCAACUACACAGCAUAAAAAUGGUAUCAGAAGGUAAGGAAAAGAGACAUCUUGAAAGUUGGGGAGGGAGCAGGAGUGAAAAGAGAAUGUGGAUUUGAAUGGGGUAGGCCUAGAAGACAAUACAGCAUGCUCCAAGGAGAUUGUGAUAUCAGUUCAUUUUUGACUCUUUAUGGUGAUAGCACUGUUUAUGAGAUACAUUUUUAUUUUUAUAUUCCAAAUAAAUUCAUUUAAAUUAUGCGUA
Dermochelys coriacea (leatherback sea turtle) is the source of this 3658-nucleotide messenger RNA. It is a transcript of the gene MSANTD3, whose product is annotated as Myb/SANT DNA binding domain containing 3. Bases 351 to 1178 code for a protein of 275 amino acids. The transcript is spliced from 4 exons. Lineage: Eukaryota; Metazoa; Chordata; Testudines; Dermochelyidae. The record is from RefSeq and is a predicted model, not a curated record.